AUGUCUUUAAGCGGGCGCUCUCAAGUCCAAUAUGGAGGCGACAAGCCCCAAUUUGCUCUCAAGGAACUGAAGGUCCCAGAAAUUGGCGAUCAAGAAGUACUAAUCAAAUCUUCUCACGUCGCUCAGAAUCCUACAGACGUUCAAUCAUUCGAUGGAAAUGCUUUCGGAGAUGGAACAGUACUAGGUUGCGACUUCGUUGGCAAAGUUGAGGAGAUUGGGAAGAACGUAUCCCGGUACAAGAAAGGUGACACCGUCGCUGCUCUUAUUUGGGGUGGCGAAGUCAAAGGACACGGGGCUUACAGCGAAUACACAAUCGCCAACGAGCUCAUCAGCUUCGAGGUGCCUGGAUCAAUAUCUCCUGAAGCCGCCGCCACGGUCCCGCUAGCAUGUUGCACGGCGUGGCUCGCUCUUCUGUCCAAGGAUUGUUUGGGUAUUGACCGAAAGAGUGGCAAACAAACUUCCGUCCUGAUUUGGGGCGGAAGCUCAAGUGUGGGACUCUAUGCCAUUCAGAUCGCACGUCAACACAACUUCAACAUCGUGACUGUUUGUUCGCCCAAGCAUCAUGAUAGAGUCAAGUCCCUUGGUGCGGACCACGUCUUCGACUACAAGUCAGAUGAUGUUGCAAAUCAGAUCAAAAGUGUUGCACCCAACAUCCAAUACAUCUUCGACACCAUCGGCGACAAGUCAAGCUCUGCUACAGCAUCGUAUGCUCUAGGCGAGGAGGGUGGUACGCUGUGCACAGUACGACCAGGCAAGGCGAAUACCGAGGACGUAUCAAGCCAAACCAAGGUUACCGAUGUACUGGUUUGGACGGCAUUCCUGAAGGAUCAUCAGUACAAAGAUUUCAAAUGGCCAGCGAAUCCAGCCGACCACAAGCUGUCGGUCGAGUUGUUCGAGAACUUGCCACUGUGGCUUGAUGAUGGGACAAUCAAGCCAAACGAACAUAAGUUGCUGAAUGGACUGGAGAAGGUCCCCGAAGGUUUCCAGGAGUACAGAGAUGGGAAAAUCAGUGGGUAUAAGCUCGUGUACGCUUUAUAG
Molecule: messenger RNA, 1038 nt
Organism: Boeremia exigua
Lineage: Eukaryota; Fungi; Ascomycota; Dothideomycetes; Pleosporales; Didymellaceae
Product: chaperonin 10-like protein
Exons: 2
Coding region: 1-1038 (345 amino acids)
Molecular function (GO): oxidoreductase activity, acting on NAD(P)H
Source: RefSeq, a predicted model, not a curated record